GCACAGGAAACGCAGCGUCGGUAAAUGAAGCUGUAAAUAACGAAAUGACUGCUAAUUGCGAUUGAUAGACGCGUGAGUUUAUGGCUUACUAUGUGUAAACUUCGGUCAGUUUAUAGUAGGUUCGAAAUAUAACAGGAUGCGUUUCAAGGCAAAGCAAUGUGGAGUGCAGUUCAGUCCUCCGUCUAUUGUUUUAAUUUAUGAGCGAUCAGACAUCAAAAAGCUCCGAAAGAGGAUAAUACCUGUGAGGAAUUUUUCUCAGUAUUCCGAUUACACCGUGGCUGCUGAAAGGCUGAAGAACCACCCUCGGCACAAGGACUAUCUGGAGGGCGUGUCCCAAAACCAGCUGGAGAAACUCCACAUCAUCCUGCAGGAUCAUUUGAAGGGAGUCAGCCUGAAGGAGAGCCUUGCUUCAUUUCACCUGGACCCCAACCAGGACCUGAACAAGCUGGAUGACGAAGAGCUGGCCCGCAAAAAGGGACAAAUGGACGAACUGUUUGAGAAGAACCGCAUGCACAAAGAUGACCCCAACUUUGUUUAUGACCUGGAAGUUGAUUUCACAAAGACCACCAAUGAAAAGUGCAGCUGGGAUGAAGAUUCAGAUGAUGGAUUUUGAAACUCUCAAUGUAAUUUUAGAUCAAGUCUUUAGCCUGAAAACCUGCAGGUUACAGGAAAUUUACAAAACUUCAAAAAACUUUGAUGACACCUUGUUCUCUUUUGUCUGGGAAAUGUCUUUUGACAUUGAAU
Salarias fasciatus (jewelled blenny) is the source of this 744-nucleotide messenger RNA. It is a transcript of the gene cep19, whose product is annotated as centrosomal protein 19. The transcript has 2 exons. The record is from RefSeq and is a predicted model, not a curated record. Gene Ontology annotation, cellular component: centriole; spindle pole; ciliary basal body. The coding region runs from base 137 to 613 and encodes 158 amino acids. Lineage: Eukaryota; Metazoa; Chordata; Actinopteri; Blenniiformes; Blenniidae. Gene Ontology annotation, biological process: microtubule anchoring at centrosome; trans-Golgi to periciliary membrane compartment transport.